CCGUCGCCCGUGAGGUGCGAAGGGGGCCGGGGAGGGAGAACGACAGACCGAACGACCCACCGACCGACAGACCGACCGACUGACCGACGGCUACGGCCGAGUCGAGAUGGUGAAGCUGUUCAUCGGCAACCUGCCCCGAGAGGCGACGGAGCAGGAGAUCCGCUCCCUGUUCGAGCAGUACGGGAAGGUGCUGGAGUGCGACAUCAUUAAGAACUAUGGCUUCGUGCACAUCGAGGACAAGACGGCCGCCGAGGACGCCAUCCGCAACCUGCACCACUACAAGCUCCACGGGGUCAACAUCAACGUGGAGGCCAGCAAGAACAAGAGCAAGGCCUCCACCAAGCUGCACGUGGGCAACAUCAGCCCCACCUGCACCAACAUGGAGCUGCGGGCCAAGUUUGAGGAGUACGGCCCCGUCAUCGAGUGCGACAUCGUGAAGGAUUACGCCUUCGUGCACAUGGAGCGGGCGGAGGAUGCCGUGGAGGCCAUCCGGGGGCUGGACAACACAGAGUUUCAAGGCAAACGAAUGCACGUGCAGUUGUCCACCAGCCGGCUUCGGACCGCGCCCGGGAUGGGAGACCAGAGCGGCUGCUAUCGGUGCGGGAAAGAGGGGCACUGGUCCAAAGAGUGUCCGGUAGAUCGUGUGGGCCGCGUGGCGGACUUUACCGAGCAGUAUAAUGAGCAGUACGGAGCGGUGCGCACGCCCUACACCGUGGGCUACGGGGAGUCAGUGUAUUACAGCGACGCGUACGGAGCGCUCGACUACUAUAAGCGCUACCGUGUCCGGUCCUAUGAGGCGGUGGCGGCGGCGGCGGCGGCCUCCGCGUACAACUACGCAGAGCAGACCAUGUCCCAGCUGCCGCAAGUUCAGAACACAGCCAUGACCAGCCACCUCACGUCCACCUCGGUCGACCCCUACGAUAGACACCUGUUACCGACCUCGGGAGCCGCCGCCGCCACGGCCGCGGUAGCCGCCGCCGCUGCCACUGCCGCCACUGCGGCCUCUUCUUCCUAUUACGGGCGGGACCGGAGUCCCCUGCGUCGCGCCGCAGCCGCGGUCCCCACGGUUGGAGCGGGCUACGGUUACGGGCCCGAGAGCGAGCUGUCCCAGGCUUCGGCGGCCGCGCGGAGCUCGUUGUACGACGUGGCCCGCUACGAGCGGGAGCAGUACGCGGACCGGGCGCGGUACUCGGCCUUUUAAAGCUCGAGGUAGGAUAUUUGCAGGCUGAAAACCCUUGGGCUGUGGUCGAACGUGAGAACUCAUCCCGCACAGUCCCCUUUCCCAGGAUGUGCCCGUUGCUUCAUGUUUCAGUAAAUGAAGGAGUUUGUGACCAGCUGUGUUCUUUCUUAUUUAAGUAUUCCCAUCCCCCCCACCCCCCUCCCGACAGUAGCUUUCCACUGUUUUUCUUCUUUCAUUGUCUUUCCUCUGCCCCGAGUUGCUCUGCCGUGGCAGGGACUGUGGCCUCCCCUGUCCUGAGGACUUUGGGAUUCCUCUGACUUCUGUUAGGAAUCAACAGCAUCUCCUUCCCCUUAACUAUGAUUCUCAAGUGGCAAGUAGCCCGGUUUCUUUCACCCCCUCCUCCUUUGGCUUUGGACUAUAACAUUGCCAUUAAUCUUCUAGGACUUUUUUUUCCUUUUGUUUUUUUGUUUUUGUUUUUUUACAUUUGACCUGUGAUCGUGUUCCAGCCUAGGCUGAAAUUUAGCCUUGUUAUGACCUCCCCCCCCCACACACACUCUUUUUGACAAAUAAACGUUUCUAACCCUCAAGUA
Molecule: messenger RNA, 1770 nt
Organism: Tachyglossus aculeatus (Australian echidna)
Lineage: Eukaryota; Metazoa; Chordata; Mammalia; Monotremata; Tachyglossidae
Product: RNA-binding protein 4B
Exons: 4
Coding region: 107-1201 (364 amino acids)
Biological process (GO): mRNA splicing, via spliceosome
Cellular component (GO): cytosol; nuclear speck
Molecular function (GO): zinc ion binding; mRNA binding
Source: RefSeq, a predicted model, not a curated record